AUGUCGCCGAAUCCGCACGCCUCUUAUGAGAAGCAUAUGGGGAAAGAGUACGGGGCUCCCCAGGAGCCGCCACGAUCGGCGAAUCGAUCUCCACAACUCAACAACACGGUCGAGAGCUCAGAAGCAGGCGCCGGUCUGACCAUGGAGCAAUACGAUCACUCUUGUACCUAUUUAUCGUCUCGAGACGCAUUCAAUAGUCCUGCAAUCCCCUCUAGCCAUACCGAGCGUCCCCACGCCAACGAGGAAGCCGGCUACGAUCUCGCUCACACCGUCAUCCACGCAGUCGGUGCCCACCUCGACCUCCCCUACCACUACUCCCACUCCUCCCCUUCCUCCCUCACCCUCUCCUCCCUCCCUGGCAACGCCGAAUGGAACCCCACCUCCGAAAGCACCCCCAACCCCAUCGAGGCCCUCCAGCAAGUCACCCAGCAGAUCCACGCCCGCCAUCCACCACAUCUCCACCAGUCACCCGUCCCCUCCGGCCCCGUCGUCUACCCGAUCGACCAUCGCGGCGGUUUCGCACGACCCAACACCCCCGCAUACGGGACAUCGGGGGCGAGCGCCGCAUCGAGCGGGCGGGGAUACGCGUCCGCUGCGCACCAUAGCAGCACUACGUGCUCGGCGGUGUUGCCGCCGUGCGACAUGGAGGACGAUCUGCGGGGUGUGGGGCUGCAUAAUCUGCAUUGUGACGGCUGGCAUCGGGUGCGGGAGACGGGGUAUUUUUUUACGAAGGAGCCGCUGGUUUUGGUUCCUUGUUCUCGGUUGGCGUUGUGUCCGCUGGCGGAUCAGGGGAUCUGGAGCGAGUUACGGUAUGGCUAG
Molecule: messenger RNA, 819 nt
Organism: Eremomyces bilateralis CBS 781.70
Lineage: Eukaryota; Fungi; Ascomycota; Dothideomycetes; Eremomycetales; Eremomycetaceae
Exons: 1
Coding region: 1-819 (272 amino acids)
Source: RefSeq, a predicted model, not a curated record